Messenger RNA from Neogale vison (American mink), 2844 nucleotides. It is a transcript of the gene NLRP2, whose product is annotated as NLR family pyrin domain containing 2. Gene Ontology annotation, cellular component: cytoplasm. Gene Ontology annotation, biological process: regulation of inflammatory response. The record is from RefSeq and is a predicted model, not a curated record. Lineage: Eukaryota; Metazoa; Chordata; Mammalia; Carnivora; Mustelidae.
AUGGUCAGUCCCCAGCCCACGUGCACCUGCAGGGCUGAACUGAAAUUCACGUGUCUUUGUGUCAAGCUCAUUUUUAAAUUGUAUUUUGCAGCACUUACUCAAGUACAGGGAGAAGAUGUCCCAAACCCAGAAGCAGCAAAGGAAGUUUUGGAAGGAGAAAAGCCAGGUAAACAGGAUAAAUACAGAAGCAUUUUGAAAGAGAAGGUCCAGCAAAUCUGGAAGAACUUUUGGCCUGGAGCCAGUGAGAACAUUCACACAGUCACCCAAAGAUAUGAGACACAGAUUCCAUUCUGUAAUCCUAAAAUGCUCAGGGGGCCAUUUCCACACACGGUGGUGCUGCACGGUCCAGCAGGCAUAGGGAAGACCACUCUGGCCAAGAAGUGCAUGCUGGACUGGACGCAGGACACCCUCAUGCAGACCCCCUGCGUUGCUUUCUAUCUCAGCAGCAAGGUGGUCAGCAGCAAGGGGACUUGCUCCUUUGCAGAGCAGCUGGUGGAGAGCACCCCAGACCUGCAGCGCACCCUUCCGCAGGUCCUGGCCCAGGCGCACAAGCCCCUACUGGUCAUUGAUGCUUUCGAGGAGCUGCGCGUGUCCUGGGGCACAGGGGCACUGGCACACGACCUGGGAGGUGACUGGAGGACGCGGAGGCCUGCGCCGGUGUUCCUGGGCAGCCUGCUGAAGAGAAAGCUCUUCCCCACGGCCACCCUGCUGGUCACCAUCCAGCCCGAGGCCCUGAGGGAACGGCGGCUCCUGGUGGAGCAGCCACUCUUGGUGGAGAUGGAGGGGCUCUCCGAGCGCGACAGGAGGAUGUAUUUCCUGCGACACUUAGGAGAGGAAGCUCAGGCCCUGUGUGCUUUCCAGCUGAUGAGAAGCAUGGCGCUGUUCUGCAUGGGUGCAGCGCCCACCGCGUGCUGGAUGGCGUGCACCUGCCUGAGGCUGCAGAUGGCCGAGGGUGCGGACCCCCGGCUCACCUGCCGGACCGCCACGUCUCUGCUGCUGCACUUCCUCUACAGCCGGUUUGCGCCUGUGUGGGGCCAAGGCCCGGGUCCGUGCCUCGCAGCUUCCCUGCGCACCCUGUGCCUGCUGGCCACCAAGGGCACAUGGGCGCAGACCGCGGCGUUCGAUGGACACGACCUGUGCAGGCUGGGCAUGCACGAGUCUGACCUGCGCCCUUUCUUGCACCGGGGCAUCCUCCAGAAGGACAGAAACACGGGGGGGGGGGGGUGCUACUGCUUCGUCCACCUGAGCAUCCAGCACUUCUUGGCUGUUGCAGUCUGUGUCCUGGGGAGCGAGGGCCGCCAAGACACGGGGAGCCCCAUCUGGCACGCUGGGGGUGUGCAGAGGCUGCUCUCCAAGGAAGAAGGCCUCAAGAAUCCCCACCUGGCCCCCGUCAGGCGCUUCCUGUUUGGCCUCCCCAAUGAAAAGAGGGCCAGGGAGCUGGGGACCACCUUUGGCUGCCCAGUGUCCACUCAGUUCAAGCGGGAGCUACUGGAAUGCACAGUGCAGUCCCCUGAACACAGACCCUUCUCCUCGGUGACAGACACGAAGGAGACCUUGUAUUGUCUCUACAAAUCCCAGGAGGAGCACCUUGUGAAGGAGGCCAUGGCCCAGGUCACAGAAGUGUCCCUGCAUUUGGAAGAUACCUCGGACCUGGUGCAUGCAUCGUUCUGCCUCAAGGGUUGUGAAAACUUGCAGAAAAUGUGGCUGUGGGUAGAAAAGGGGGUGUUCCUGGAGAACAAUACGGGGAUCAGAGAUGAUCAGUAUGUGCUUCCUUUCUGGAUGGAUCUUCUUUCCGUGUUCGACUCAAACAAGAGUCUGGUGUUUCUAGACAUUGGUCAGAGCUUCCUCAGUACCUCAUCCGUGAAGCUGCUUUGUGAAAAAAUAGACUCCGCUCCCCAUAAUCUUCAGAAAGUGGUCCUCAAAAAUACUUUCCCAGUGGACACCUAUCAGAACUUCUGUGUUGUUUUUUGUGGUCACGAGACUCUCACCCUUCAAGGAAAUGACAUCUGACCCUUCAAGGAAAUGACCAGACAUCUGACCCUUCAAGGAAAUGACCAGAGUGAUAUGCUGCCCGUAUUGUGUGAGAUCCUGACACACCCACAGUGUAACCUACAAUACCUCAGGUUGGUGUCUUGUUUGGCCGCCCCCCAGCAGUGGGCCCAUCUGUCCUGCUCCCUCAGGAUCAGCCAGUCCCUCACGUGCCUGAGCCUCACAGGAAUUGAGCUCCCGGAAGAGAGCGCCAAGUUGCUGUGCACGAGUCUAAGACACCCAAAGUGCUUCCUGCAGAGGCUGUUGCUGGAAGACUGUCACCUUACAGCAGCAUGUUGCAAGGAACUGUCCUCUGCCUUGAUCGUCAACCAGCGGCUGACGCACCUGUGCUUGGCCAAGAAAGCCCUGCGAGACGGUGAGGUAAAGCUGCUGUGUGAAGGCUUGAGUUACCAGGACUGCCAACUGCAGGGGCUGGUGCUUUGGUACUGUAGCAUAACCAGCAGCAGCUGCAAUUAUCUGUCAACACUUCUCCAGCAAAAUUCAAGCCUUACACACUUGGAUCUGGGGCUGAAUCACAUAGGAUUUACUGGACUCAAGUUUCUGUGUGAGGUUUUGAAGAAGCCAACCUGUAACCUCAAAUGUCUAUACAUUUUUCACAAUGACCAAGAGAGGAAACAAUGUAAAUUAUCAUCAACAGAUGAUGGGAUAAAGAAGAUGUUGAAGAUAGAUAAAUCUGAUCCUCAAAUCCAGAUGCUGCUGAAAGAAAUCCAAGAACAUGACCCACAAUUGACCAUCGAGAGUGAUAAUCAAGAUCCAACCACUAACCGACCUUUUUCACAUGACUUCAUUUUCUGA